Molecule: messenger RNA, 823 nt
Organism: Neomonachus schauinslandi (Hawaiian monk seal)
Lineage: Eukaryota; Metazoa; Chordata; Mammalia; Carnivora; Phocidae
Gene: FAIM
Product: Fas apoptotic inhibitory molecule
Exons: 4
Coding region: 20-559 (179 amino acids)
Biological process (GO): canonical NF-kappaB signal transduction; negative regulation of extrinsic apoptotic signaling pathway via death domain receptors; positive regulation of neurogenesis
Source: RefSeq, a predicted model, not a curated record
UCCUUAUAGCCUGGAAAAAAUGACAGAUCUCGUAGCCGUUUGGGAUGUUGCUUUAAGUGACGGAGUCCAUAAAAUUGAGUUUGAACAUGGGACCACCUCAGGCAAACGAGUGGUAUAUGUAGAUGGGAAGGAAGAGGUAAGAAAAGAAUGGAUGUUCAAACUAGUGGGCAAAGAAACCUUCUGCGUUGGAGCUGCAAAGACGAAAGCAACCAUAAAUAUAGAUGCUGUCAGUGGAUUUGCAUAUGAGUAUACUCUGGAAAUUAAUGGGAAAAGUCUCAAGAAGUAUAUGGAGAACAGGUCAAAAACCACCAAUACUUGGGUAUUACAUUUGGAUGGUGAGGACUUUAGAGUUGUGUUGGAAAAAGACACUAUGGACGUAUGGUGCAAUGGUAAAAGAAUGGAGACAGCAGGUGAGUUUGUAGAUGACGGGACUGAAACUCACUUCAGUGUUGGGACCCAUGACUGUUACAUAAAGGCUGUCAGUAGUGGGAAGCGGAAAGAAGGGAUUAUCCAUAGUCUCAUUGUGGAUAAUAGAGAAAUUCCAGAGAUUCUUGAAUGACUUCAUGAUAGUGAAUUUUAAUCUUAAGAGGUAAAGAUCAAGACUUUUAAAUUACUGUGGUAAUUAAAUAUGUUCAUUAUGUACUUUUCAGUACACUUAGUCUGCCAGGUGUUUAUUUUUUAGUUACUUGAAACUGUAAUAUUCCAAGGGUCAAAAAAAAAAUUAUGUACAAUCAUAAAAAUUGCAAAUCAUUUUGUAAAUAAUAUAAAAUGUUUUAAAGCCAAAUGGAAAAUAAGAUAUGGACCAAAAUCACUCAUGUUUUAC